GGGGGUUGGGGGUGGGAGAGACGUGGAAAGAGUGUCACAAAGGUCUUUUGACUUAUAAAGACCCCCGGAACGGUAGUGUGUUUGAUUGGUCAAUCGGACAUGCGUGGAAACCAAAGAGUUUGUUUAAAAGUCGCGAAGCAGAUUUUUAGAAUUGUCAUUUCAGGAAUCGCCUGCCGUUAAAACAAAAAGACAUCUCCACGAGCCCAAGAUUAGAUUGAGUCCUUACAGUGCUGUAGACGUCUACAUUUGCAUACAUAGAUCUCCACCAUGGGCUACGAAUUGGAUAUGAUCAACAGGGACCCCAACGGACUCAAUGACCAUGUGAAGGUAUGUGUUGGCCGGACGUGAGCAGAACUCACUCAGCUUGUAAAAAAAUGUUCUUUCUUUACGUAAAACAGGACGUUUGAAACUGUACGGAUAAAGUCAUCUUUCUUUUUUUUUAAUGAUAAUUCUAUCGUUUUAUUUGAUAUUUUACAGUGGUUCUUUUUUUUUCUGGAUUCCACACACAAAUUUAUUUUUUGGUGUGUUGUGGUGUGUGUAAAAAAGGGUUGGAUUCACAAAAAAUAUAAAGAGAAACAUUUAAUUCGUUUUUCCUUCAAAAGAAGUCAUGCGUUACUCUCAAAGAUGUUAACAAAGACUAGGAUAAGUGUGGAGCGGAUGCCGCCUCUGACUAAUGAAGCUCAAAUCUAAUGUUUAAAACCGUAAUGUGAUUGACGAAAACGUAUGAAAUUUAAAUACAACCGCUUGUUACCAUGAUAGCAUUAUGUUGAUACGUGCUGCUGUAGAGGUGACGUGUUCUUGGAACAUUUCAUAUAUAGCAAAUAUAAAUAAAUGAUGAUUAUGUACAUAUGGGCAGUAGUCAAGUUCAAGGGAGAUAUCAAUCAUUCACUAGGGGCAAUACGUCUUGGCUUUCUUUUUGCAUGAAAAUUAUCUUUAUAUGAACAACAUGUUAGACAGUGUGUGAAACAAAAAAAAACAAAAAAAACAAACAAAACAGAACAUUACAAUAACUUACGGCAGACGCUGUAAAAGAGUGAAGAAACUACUAUACAGAAAUGUGUGUGUGAUCAUUUGUUUGUGUUUUUCAUUUGUUGGUCGUGUUGCUGGAGGGUGGUUAGCCUUCCAUUAAAAAAUGUUGACACUAUCCAUCUGGUUUUAUAUGUUCGAAAAGAGCAUGUGGCCGUCUGAAACCUUGGUACUAAUGCUGUUCGCAUGUUCGUAAUUUGGUGAAGCUUUUGCUACAGCGACGGUCGAAGUCUUUCUUUUUAGGAUUCGUUUUUAAGUUUUUUUUCGAAAAUAUUUUUCUACCUUCAUCUCACUUGCAACAAGAUUGUAAUCGUUUAAUCAAUGUAGACUUGUAUAAACGUCUAUAGUAGAAAUUUGAAUUAUUUGAUGAAUUCUGUCAAGUUCAUUCAAUAGUUGGCAAUGUUGUGUGGUUAAAUGAAGCAAAUAGCUAUUCCCCAACGCUUUUAACAAAUGAAAUAGUUAUUUCCCACUGCGUUUAACGAACUAAAUAACUUGUGCCCACUUUGGUUAGCAGUGGUUACAUUGAUUUCGGUUAGCAUUACUUACAUUGGCUUUGGUUAGCAAUAGUUACAUUCCCUUUGGUUAGCAUUAGUUACAUUGCCUUUGGAUAGCAUUAGUUACAUUGCCUUUGGGUAGCAUUAGUUAGAUUGCCUUUGGUUAGCAGUAGUUGCAUUGCCUUUUAUCCAUUGGUCUGUUAUCCAUUACCUGUUAUGUCACAUUAAGAAAUGGCGGCAGUGGGCCGUCGAGCUUAAAGCUCUUUAUGCCCUCCCCAAAGCACCUCCCCCCCUAAGCCUGGUAUCGGGCCACGAAGAGGCACGUUGGAGAUGUCUCUUUGCUAGGAAAGCACCCACCCGAGUCCACUCGACCGGGUUUCCGCUGGAGGCCGCCCCAACCCAAAGACUCCCGGUCAGUCGGCCACUGCAUUUACACACAGUGCACACGAUUGACUUUCUCGGGCGUCGGGAUGGAAAAAAUACGUCCUAAAAUCUUCCUCACCCAUCCCGGGGAAGUGUUGGACGCCCUGUUAUCCAUUGGUCUAUUAUCCAUUGGUCUAUUAUCCAUUGGUCUAUUAUCCAUUGGUCUAUUAUCCAUUGGUCUAUGUCCACAAAACACAUCAAAUGAUCGCAAAAUAAAAUGAUCUAUUUUCAUGGUCAAUACUUCAUGGCACACAAAGUUUGAUAGGCAAUAAAAUAAAUUUUGUAUAAGUUGCAUAGUUAUGUGAUUAAUAAAAACAACCCUUUAUGAAGAAGUCAACAGUUGAAAAAUCGUCUUAGAGCAUAAGAGAACAUGUUCGAAAGUCCAAAAGAUUCAAAUUAAAACAGGAUUGUGAUAAACUCUGCCUAAAAGUGCAAAGCAUACGAAUUUAAGCUGUUGUAUACAAUUUCUAUAAUGAUAUAUAUACCCCUUUAGAAAACUAAGCACAGAAAAUAUUGAAACUAUACUCUUUUAAUUGUAUUAAUACUUUAUCUUUAAUAUAAAUAUGCAUAAUAAACUCCAAAUUUGCUUAAUAACACAAUUUAAAACAUGCUAACUCAUAAAAAUAUAUUUUUAAAUCACAAUUUUAGGUUCUGUUUGAAGAAGUCCUCGCUGAGCCAGACGGCGCCCACUCCAUCAACUGCGUGUGGAACUGUGCCUACAAAUGCUUCAACUGCUGGAAAGGCUGCUGCUACAAGACCUUGACCCUCUUAUGCGGCAUCCCACUGGCCAUGUGCUGGGGAUGCGAGUUCGCCUACAUCACCUUCUGGCACGUGUGGUACGUCACCCCGUGCAUGAGGGCCUACAUGAUCAACUGCGGAUGCCUUCAGAAGUUCUACGGCACGUGUCUGCAAUGUUAUCUCCAGCCACUCUGUGAGGCUUUCAGUUACUGCCUCAGUAACAUAAAAGUAACCAAUCAAUCCGGAUGAUGAGUUCGGUUUACAGUGACCGCGUAACCCGAACCGUACGGCAAGUCUGCAUCGACGCUGAUACGUCACGUGUGCUUUCUGAACUAUAAACUGACAAAAAUUUGAACAAAGAAUUUCAAAAAAAAGGAAAACUUUAAACAAGAACAAAUUAAUAGUAUGAUGAAAAAAAAACACAUCGAUUUUGAAAGUAAACAGUGAAAUAAUCUUUUCUACCUUUUUAAUUUAAGUAUUUACAAAAUUUAAUCAGUUCUGUGCCAUCUAUGACGUCCCACUGAGAAGGAAUUAUCAGUUCAAAGAACUCUUUACAUACAAUUCUUCAGAGACAUUUUUUUAAACCGUUUAACUGUUAGACAAGUAUCGUAAAACAAGAACUAAUUUACUGUUGUAAUGUUAAUAAUAUAAAUAUUUAUAACAAACUUCUGUGAUAUUAUUUUACCGUUUGUACUCAAAUAUCUUAACAAAGAGUCAAUAAAUUAUUCAUUUUUACAUCAAAACAAUUUACUUUGGUUUGUUUUCAAAGAAUUUUUAAAAUGUUUAAUUGUUUGUUUAAAAUAGUAAUUAUGGAAAGCUUUUAAUAAUAUUUUUAAAAAAAAGGUUUUUAACUUGUCGACUCAUUGACAUCUGGACGAACUUGACAGCUUAACAUGAUUGAUAGCUUGACGUGAUUGAGAACUGAACAGGAUUGAUAGCUAGACGUGAUUGAUAUUUGCAGAUCUUGUGUUUUAUAAAUGAAGAGUGGAAUUAAAAAAAAAAAUAUUUGCACAUUGAAAAUAAAAAUUUUAGAAAAAAAAAUAUUAAUAGAC
Messenger RNA from Lymnaea stagnalis (great pond snail), 3733 nucleotides. The record is from the annotation of a GenBank genome assembly. Lineage: Eukaryota; Metazoa; Mollusca; Gastropoda; Lymnaeidae.